Messenger RNA from Oreochromis aureus, 2721 nucleotides. RefSeq names its product DMRT-like family A2 (gene dmrta2). Gene Ontology annotation, biological process: sex differentiation; germ cell development; regulation of transcription by RNA polymerase II. Bases 408 to 1781 code for a protein of 457 amino acids. Gene Ontology annotation, cellular component: nucleus. Gene Ontology annotation, molecular function: protein binding; DNA-binding transcription factor activity, RNA polymerase II-specific; RNA polymerase II cis-regulatory region sequence-specific DNA binding. NCBI's taxonomy places the organism in Eukaryota, Metazoa, Chordata, Actinopteri, Cichliformes, Cichlidae. The transcript is spliced from 2 exons. The record is from RefSeq and is a predicted model, not a curated record.
GGAUCUGUAUCCACUGACAAUCUCUGGAGGAAGUUAGUGUCUCAGGCUGCGGCGAGUAACAACCUCAGCUCCUCCUGGACAGUUUGAACUUUCUGUCGGGGAGGAAUGAUCGCUCCUCUCUGCUCAGACUCUUGUCGGAUUUAAAGUUGACUGUAAAGUCAGAUUUUUGCUUCUUCGGCAGAGAACACUUGGACAGUUUCCACCAGACUUUCGAUCCUAAAUUGUUAUUUUCUUUCCCCUCCUGUUUCUGUCUGACAGCAGAAAUCGGUGACUUCACCUGUUGCCCGGAGGUGCUAAGAACCGCCGGGCAGAUGUGAUCAGUCCAACGUCGGUUUAACUAAAGCAGAUCGUUCACACGUCGCCGAUUUCUCGUUAAAACGUUAGUUUCGCUGGUGAGGAACGCGGGCAUGGAUCUGAGACCGGAGCUCCCCACAGCCUCCUCCGCCUCACAAGUCCACCCCGGAGCGGCGGCAGCGGCCGCGGCAGCCUCCAUUCCAGUGUCCAUGGCUGGCAACCUGCUGCGAGGGCCCCCGCUCCUCCUGCGGGCCGCAGACAAGUACCCGCGCACUCCGAAGUGCGCCCGCUGCAGGAACCACGGCGUGGUGUCCGCGCUGAAGGGCCACAAGCGCUACUGCCGCUGGAAGGACUGCAUGUGCGCCAAGUGCACCUUGAUCGCGGAGAGGCAGCGGGUGAUGGCGGCUCAGGUGGCGCUCAGGCGGCAGCAGGCGCAGGAGGAGAACGAAGCCCGGGAGCUGCAGCUGCUCUACGGCACGGCGGAGGGACUCGCUAUCGCCGCCGCCAACGGCAUCAUCCCACCCCGGCCGAACUACGAGGUGUUUGGUUCCGUCAGCAGCGAAAGCAACUCAGUCUUACACACUCUGGUUCUGCCAGCAGAUUCAAGCAUCCAGAAGUAUGAGCUGUUUCCUAAGAACCAGCUCUCCGGUUCCGCCACACCUCAACCAUCUGCGGGGAAACCGGCUUCCACCGAAGGUGACUCAGCCCCCGGCAUCUCGUCCCCGGACGGCCGGCACGGAGGCUCUGGUUCGGAGAACGGGGAUAGCGAGUCUUUCAUCAGCUCACCGGUAUCCAAGCCUUUGAAAGACGGAGAAGAAACUCCAGGGUCCGUCAGCUCCAUCGGCUCGGAUUCGGGUUCUGAGACCGACAAAGACGACCAGGAGCCUUCCCCUUCCUCUGCGGCCUCUCGGCACAUGAACGCCAUCGACAUCCUCACCCGAGUGUUUCCCAGCCACAAGCGAAGCGUCCUGGAGCUCGUCCUGCAGGGCUGUGGCAAAGAUGUGGUGCAGGCCAUCGAGCAGAUCCUCAACAAUAGCGGCGCUCAGGGCCCCAACAAGGCCGGGCCAGACGAGACGUGGACGGCAGAGAGGAUGCUCCAAAAUGCGCAGCAGCCUCCAGCGGCAUCCGCAACCACAACAGCGCCGACGAGGCCCAUGCUCCCCGGGGCUAUGACGCUGAGCAACCGCUCUGCGUUUUCUCCUCUGCAGCCAAACGCACCGCACUUUGGCGCAGACCCCAGCACCUACCCGCUGGGCACACAUUUGGGACUGAACCCGCUGCGGCUGGCCUACUCUGCGCACAGCCGGGGACUGGCUUUCAUGACACCUUACUCCACCACCGGGCUCAUGCCCACUUUGGGCUUCAGACCUCCAAUGGACUAUGCAUUUAGCGACCUGAUAAGAGACAGGACAAUGCUGCACAAGGAGCAAGGCUAUGCCAGCGGCCUGUAUGGGCCUUUGGUCAACAACACGCCGGAGAAACAGUGAAGCCGGUGGACUGAUCAUAGAGACACAUUCCAUUGUAUUUGUAGCCACAAGUGUUGAAAAUGUGUGAUGUGUUCUGGCUACAGGCUGCUGUACAUAAUAGGAUUAUCUGGCUUGUAGUCAAAUGAUCUGAGAGGGAUUAAAAAAAAGAAAGAAACUAAACCACUUAUGUGUAACUCUCAAAAAUAAUUUUAUAUGUUAGACCACAAAAGUUUGAAUGGCAACCCCCAUGUUUGAACUUUACUACGCCAUCAGUAAAAUGACGUAAAACCGAAUGUAUUUAUAGACUGCAGAAUGAAAUGAAUCCCGAUCAGGCUGGAAGAGUAAAAACUAAACUGACACACAAAAGCAAAAGUACGAAGUACGAAGAAAUUAUUUAUCAAAGAGUUCGGACUUUUUAGAGCCUAUCAAAUUUUACCACACACACGCGCGCACACACGCACGAGUAAAAUAAGUUAUGAAAACACGUAGUUUACUUGUUAACCCCGUUUCCUGCUGUAAAAGUUGAUCUAUAACGUGUAAAUGCCAUUCGUGUUUCUUUUUCUUAUGUAUUAUUUCAGUUAUCUCACCUUUUUAUUUUAUUUUGUUUUUAGUUUAUGUCCAACUGCCUGUAUUAUAUAUUGCAUUUGGUAAUAUGAAAUCACUAUGCCUAUAUUUGACUUUUCAUUUAUCCAUUAGUCAGCGCAAAUAUUUUGUGACAAAGUGUUGGAUUCAGUUAGUUCCUCCUCAGAUGUUACACGCUGUGCUGUCACAAUGUAUCAAAACGCUGGAAAAAAAUAAAUGUUAUUUUAAACAAGUGGAACAUCACACUUAUUAAUGAUGCUUUCACUGAUAAACCUUUCCUGCGUAAAAUCUAUUUAUUCUGCAAAGGUCACCCCAGAUAUUCUGAUAUAAGGACACAGAAUGCUAUCAAUUUACAGCAAAUCCAAGGCAUUUCAUCUGG